GUGUACAAGUGCCAGAGUCCUCCAUCCAUUCUGAGGGACACAGACAACAUCAAAGGGCAUCAUGAGUGUGGAAAAGAAGACGGCACGAGAGCCAUGCUGCUCCAAAUUAAAGAUGUUUUUGGCUGCCAUGUGUUUUGUUUGCUUUGCCAAAGCAUUUCAGGGCAGCUACAUGAAGAGCUCUGUCACACAGAUUGAGAGGCGUUUUGACAUUCCCAGCUCGCUGAUUGGAUUCAUUGAUGGAAGUUUUGAAAUGGGCAAUCUGCUUGUAAUAGCUUUUGUGAGUUACUUUGGCGCUAAGCUUCAUAGACCACGACUCAUAGCAGCUGGGUGUUUAAUCAUGGCCAUAGGUUCCUUCAUAACUGCGGCACCACGUUUCUUCCAAGGACCGUACAAAUAUGAGACAACAAUUUCACAUUUCUCUGACUCUAAUGGUACAGAGAGUUUUCUACCAUGCUUAACUAAUGGGAGACUUGCACAAGAUGAUGAAAUUCCCACAGUGGAAACUCAAGCAGAAUGUGAGAAAGCAGCCAGUUCCUCCUUGUGGCUCUAUGUCUUUCUUGGGAACAUGCUUCGAGGGGUAGGAGAGACACCCGUCAUGCCUCUUGGGUUAUCUUAUCUGGAUGAUUUUUCGAGGGAGGGAAACACUGCUUUUUACAUAGCUCUCACACAGACUGUGACAAUGAUAGGGCCCAUAUUUGGAUUCAUGUUAGGAUCCUUCUGUGCCAAGCUCUAUGUGGACAUAGGAGCAGUGGACUUAGAUACCAUAACCAUCAACCACAAAGACUCACGUUGGGUUGGUGCCUGGUGGCUGGGCUUUUUGUUAACUGGUGGAGUGAUGUUACUGGCUGGAAUUCCCUUUUGGUUCCUUCCCAAAUCUCUUCCUAAGGAGGGUGAGACUGAAACUGAGAAAAAAUCGAAUGUUCUAGAGGGUGAGCAGGACAGUUUCAUUCCUGAAAACAACAAACACAGUACUGCUUCCAACAAACCAGCCCUGGUUUCCAUGGCAGCUCUGGCUAAAGAUUUUCUACCAUCACUGAAAAAACUCUUUACCAACUCAGUUUACAUGAUCUUCAUUACCACCGCUAUCACACAAAUCAAUGGUUUCAUGGGAAUGAUCACAUUUCAGCCAAAGUACAUGGAACAAAUUUACGGCCAGUCAGCAUCAAGAGCCAUAUUUUUGAUAGGCAUUUUAAAUUUACCAGCUAUGACUUUGGGAAUCAUCACUGGGGGGGUUGUAAUGAAGAAGUUCAAACUGAAUAUUCUUGGAGCAGCCAAGUUCUGCAUUGCAGCAUCUGUUCUGUCUUUCUCUUCAAUGCUUGUUCAGUAUUUCCUGCAGUGUGACAACUUACAUGUGGCUGGACUUACAGUGUCAUACCAAGGGGCUCCAGAUGUGUCCUACGAGCAGAAUACACUAAUUUCUCAAUGUAACGUGGGUUGCUCCUGCUCUCUUAAGCACUGGGAUCCCAUAUGUGCCAGCAAUGACUUAACCUAUGCCUCACCCUGCCUUGCUGGCUGCCAAACCUCCACUGGGGUUGGCAAGGAGAUGGUAUUCCACAACUGCACCUGCAUUGGAGAGUCACUUCUCCUACAUGCAAAUAUGUCAGCAGUGCUGGGCCAAUGCCCUCGUAAGAGUGAUUGUGACUACAUGUUUAAGUUCUACAUGGUGGUUACAGUCGCUGUUUCAUUUUUCUCAGCUUGUGGAGCUACACCAGGUUACAUCAUUAUGCUCAGAUCUGUAAAUCCAGAAAUAAAGUCUUUGGCUAUUGGUAUGCAUACUUUGCUUUUGCGGACUUUGGGUGUCAUUCCCCCUACAAUUUAUUUUGGAGCCUUGAUUGACAGGACUUGUCUGAAAUGGGGCACAAAACAGUGUGGAGGGAGAGGAGCAUGUCGUAUCUAUGAUUCCAUUGCCUUCAGAAAUUGUUUCUUGGGGCUUAUUUAUGGUCUGUAUGCUGCAUCCUUUGUGCUGUGUGGAGUCCUGUACAAUAGACUGUCUCAUCGUGAAAAGAAGCAAGCGCUGAAGGCCCAAUUAAAAGAACCAGAACAGGACGGCAAUGGUGUUUCUACUGCCAAUAGGAAUAGAACUUCAGCUAUCAUAAAAUGUGAUGAAAAUCCAGACCAGGAGACCACUAUCUGAAGUUACGCUUCCAAAGUCAAAUGUGUGUACUGUACCAAAAUGUGUUUUGAAAAUGUAACUACCACAUCUAUGUGAAAUGUAAAUGUUUUGUCUGUGAAAUCUGUUCAUUGAUUAGAUGCUGUUUGUGUUCUAUUUUUCAUACAUUUGAAAUUGACUUCAAAUUUGAAAGCAGUGGUAGCCAGGUCUAAAUCUACAUCAAACUGUUCAUUUGAUUCUCUUACAUCUUUCAAUGAUCUGUUAAUCAACCUGGUGAUGGAGCACUUCCAAAACAACACCCAAGGACAGUUACAUGACAUUUAAGUCAUUUAACUUUUAAUGGGAAGUAAUUGACACAUUAGAGUCCGUAUUGUUCAUGGUACAUGUGAUAACCUUAGAUACUCUUGUUCCAUUUUACCUGGUGGGCAGUCUUGCAAAUGAAGAAACGGUGUAGUCGAAGAUGAUAACUGCUGUGACUGCAUAUGACUGGGUUGUAUAAGACCCUCUAAAACCCUACUGCAAAUCUGUGCUCACCAGUGUUCCAUGUGUCCCACCACCUUCGAUUCCACCUCCCUGCAAUCCUACAAUAUGUGACUACCUUCACCAUGAGUAAGACACUGUUGGAUAUUUUUAAGUGCACUUUUAAGGUCAGUAACUGUAAGCAUUGGGUUUUAAGUUUGAGUCCUAGAUUCUGCUGCCUAUGGAGCAAACAGCCACAUUCCCUAUGUCAGCACACAAAGGGAGAGGUGGCACUUCAGUUCCCAAAUUUGUGCUGUGCCAGAGGAAACUGGACAACUUCUUCCGUUUAUUGGCAGCACAAAUUAUAAUAAAAAUAUAUUUAAUUUCUUUUUAUCUAGGUUCUAUAUUUCAACUACUACAUACUGCUCCUUUGUUUUCCCAAUUCCUAAUUUCCUAAACAAAAUACUAAAUUUGUAUUUUUUCCUCUCUCUUCUUUUCACUGUAGAAUAUCCCUUCAAAAAAUAUCAAGAUUGGUGAUCAAACAAUUUUUCCUUUCCAGUGAUAUUUUGUUGUAAACUGGACUGUAUCCUCGUUAUCAACAUGGUACAGUCCAGAGGGAUCUUGUACUCUGUUUCAUUCAGUUUGUUUAUUUGUUAAAACUGUUUUUUUUUAUUAUGUAUUAUGUUAGUUUUUAUAAUGUGUACAUUUUGUUUUAUUAUUAUUGUUAGGGGUUUACUUGGUAAAGUAUUAUUUAAUUAUGUACUUCUGUUUUUGAUUUCGUAGAGGCUACUAGUGGUUGUUGGUGCUGUUUGGCCAUUUUAACCACCUGGGCUGAAGUAAUAAACUUUUGUUUAAUUUGUC
Messenger RNA from Labeo rohita (rohu), 3430 nucleotides. Its product is annotated as solute carrier organic anion transporter family member 1C1-like. The transcript is spliced from 15 exons. The record is from RefSeq and is a predicted model, not a curated record. Gene Ontology annotation, molecular function: protein binding. Bases 62 to 2134 code for a protein of 690 amino acids. Lineage: Eukaryota; Metazoa; Chordata; Actinopteri; Cypriniformes; Cyprinidae. Gene Ontology annotation, cellular component: membrane. Gene Ontology annotation, biological process: sodium-independent organic anion transport; transmembrane transport.